AUGGAAAUCGAAAAUAAAACAUCAAUUUUAUCAAAUGAUAGUGGCAAUGUUUGCCGCGUUUGUCUUGCAACAAAUCAAAAUAACCAAUGCAUUUUCAAUGCUAAACAAAGUAAUUCUAUAGACGAAGAUACAAUUGAUUUAUCUGAAAAACUUCGCUUGUGCAGUGGUGUAGAGAUAUUAGAAAAUGAUGGUUUACCUUCCACUAUUUGUAUGAAAUGUAUAUUAAAAAUUAAUGAUGCUCAUGAAUUAAGACAACAGUGUCAACAAUCUGAUAUCCAAUUAAGAGAAUUAUAUGGUAAAGUGGAAAAAAUAUAUAAUAUUAACUUAUGUAAGACUACAAUAGAUCAAUAUUGUCAAACUGAUUAUUCUUUUACUUCUGAUUUAAUUAAAAUUGAAACUGCAAUGGGCUAUAAUCCUUAUUCAAUGAUAAUUGUUAAUUCAGAUACUAAAAAUAUAAAAGAUAAUGAAAUGAUUAAUGAAUCAAAAUAUGUAGAAGAUAAAGAAUCUAAUAGCAAUUUAAAUAAACAAAAUGGUUACAUAAAAUGUAAACAAACAGAAUAUGAAAAAAAUAUUACAGGAAGAGAAGUUUAUCGAACAAAAAAAAUGACAAUGUUUAAAAGAGUAACAUUUAUAGAAAAUUUAAAAAAUCAUAAGGAAAGACAAAGGCAGUACAUAAAAAAGAAUACAACUGUUAAAUGGGAUAAUGAUGCAACAGAUAUUAAAAAAAAAGAUUCUCAUAUUUGUCCAAAAUGCACAAGAUGCUAUUCUAGCAAAAGAUCUUUGGAUAGACAUAUUUUGACUCAUGAUGAAAAAAGAUUUACAUGUGAUAAAUGUAGCAAACAUUUUUUUCAUCUUGAUAAAUUGAUACAGCAUAGCAAAUUGCAUAUGAUUAAGGAAAAACCUAAACCAGUACUAUGUAAAAUAUGUAAUAGAAAUUUUAGAAAAACUGAUACUAUGGUAAGACAUUUAAAUGUUCAUAAAAGAACUAAUCCAAAAGAAGUUCUUUCCAUUCUAAAGGAAAUAAGAGAUAAAAGAAAAUUGGAAAAUAUUGAACCAGAAAAGAAGAUUUUUGAAGCUGAAAAUAAUAAAAAUAUAAAAGCAAUAGAAGAAGAAUUUAUAACUAAUGAAAAUAUUAUUUUAAAUAUCCAUAAAAAAAAGACAUUAGAAUCUAAUGAUAAAAAAUCCAAUUCAAAUUUAUCAGAUAUUAGUGCUGAAAAUAUUGAUUCUUUUAAUCAUGAAACACUUUACCGAUGUAAUUAUUGUACUAAACAUUGCGCAAAUGAAAAAUCAUUUCAAAAACAUAUACAAAUUCAUAUUGAAAAAAAAUUUGUUUGCAAUGUAUGUAAUAUGAAAUUUUUUCGUCAAGAUAGAUUAAAUAGUCAUAAGAAUCGAUAUGGACAUGAUGAAAAGGCAGUAUCAUUAGAAACACAAAAACCAUGUGAUGAUAAAUCAGCUAUUAAAUUAAUAAAUAGUUGGAUUAGAGAGGAACUUGAUUCAGAUAAUGAAGAAAAGGGUUUUCCUUGUAAAAUUUGUGGAAAAUCAUAUGAUACAAAAAAAUCUUUAUUAAAACAUCAAUUGAGUAUGCAUAAUGGAGGAGGAGAAAAAAACUGUCUGACAUGUGGUAAAAUGUGUACUUGUGAUGAGAAAAUAAAAAAUCAAGAUAAACCAAAUGAAAGAUUAAAACCAUUUCGAUGUGACGAAUGUAAUAAAUCCUUUGAAAAAGAAAUUAAAUUACAGAAACAUAUAAGAAUUCACGAACGUGCUAAAGAACAACAAGAUGUAAAUUUUAAACGAUUUUUAUGUCAUAUAUGUAGCAAGACUUUCAGGCAAAAUACAGGUCUCAUGUUUCAUAUGAGAACACAUACAGGCUAUAAGCCUCAUGUUUGCAAAUAUUGUGGAAGAGGAUUCACAUCAAAUUCUAAUUGUAUUAAUCAUGAAAGAACUCAUACUGGUGAUAGACCAUUUGUUUGUCAUUUCUGUAGUGCUGCUUUUGCCAAAUCAUGUACACUUAAAGCACAUAUUACAACACAUACUGGAGAAGCAAAUUAUCAUUGUAAAACGUGUGGUAAAUCAUUUAGAAGAUUAAAAUACCUGAAAGAGCAUAAAUUCACGCAUACGGGAGAAAAACCAUAUGCUUGUAAAAUUUGUGGUACAGCAUAUAGUCAUUCUGGUAGUUUAUUUGUACAUGAGAAAAAAUGUAAAGCACAAUAUAAUAGCUAUCAAUCUAAUUCAACACAAAGUAUGCAAGCUUACUGUGAAUCUGAUAUUUCUUCACCAAGUGUGACUCCUAUUAUCACAGUAUUACCACAAAUGUAUCUAAAUAAUACAAGUUCCAUGAAUACACAAAAUAGCAAAAGUUAUAUUGAUAAUAUUCAAAAGAUAAAUUCUCAGAAUAUUACCAAUGGAAAUGCUGUUAACACAUCAGAUUUACAUAUUCAUUCAAAUUCUGAUAUUUCUGAUGUUUCUUUAGCUGUAAAAAGUUUUGCUCUUAUUGGACAAAUGUUUCAAUAAUAAAUCAACUAUAAUGAAUGAUUAA
Molecule: messenger RNA, 2536 nt
Organism: Apis mellifera (honey bee)
Lineage: Eukaryota; Metazoa; Arthropoda; Insecta; Hymenoptera; Apidae
Product: zinc finger protein 629-like
Biological process (GO): regulation of transcription by RNA polymerase II
Cellular component (GO): nucleus
Molecular function (GO): DNA-binding transcription activator activity, RNA polymerase II-specific; RNA polymerase II cis-regulatory region sequence-specific DNA binding; zinc ion binding
Source: RefSeq, marked validated